This is a messenger RNA of Bactrocera oleae (olive fruit fly), 9302 nucleotides long. It is a transcript of the gene G9a, whose product is annotated as histone-lysine N-methyltransferase G9a. The record is from RefSeq and is a predicted model, not a curated record. Gene Ontology annotation, molecular function: histone H3K9 methyltransferase activity; p53 binding; zinc ion binding. Gene Ontology annotation, biological process: negative regulation of transcription by RNA polymerase II; peptidyl-lysine dimethylation. Gene Ontology annotation, cellular component: chromatin; nucleus. NCBI's taxonomy places the organism in Eukaryota, Metazoa, Arthropoda, Insecta, Diptera, Tephritidae.
CUUUUAUUAAGUUAUAACGAAUAUAUCAUUGAAUUUAAAUUAUCGCACAUCUGUCAAAUCAUGUUUUUUUGAGGCAACUCUGUAUUUCAAUUUUCCCGAACGGGUGUGUUCAGAAAGCACAAACGCAAGGAAAAGUCAUUAUCGAGAGAAUUGAAAACAGUUGCUGUAGGAAAACAUGAAAAUAGCUCUUGAAAAGUGAAAUUAAAUCAUUGAAAGUGCGAACAUAUCAAAUUGGAAAACCGCGCUGAUUUCCGCAAGCAAGGAAUAUCGUGAAAAACAAACGAAAAAUUAACAGCAAACAAAGUUCAUUAAAAAAGGGGGUGCAGCAACAUCAGCAGCUGAGAAGUAGUAACAAAAGAAAAACGUCUGUAUGGUAGCCGCAAACAAAGAGCGAGAGUAAACGAGUUUAGGGAAGUGCAAAAAGAGCGUGGGUAUAUGUGAGAAUGCAAAUGAAACCGCUAAUUGCACAAACACCAGCAAUUUUGAAUAGCAAUAACAACACGACAGAAGACACCCUACAAACGACACACGGUACAAAAACAAUAGCAAAGCAAACAUCAAGGGGCUAAUUACAUUGAGUUGUUUGUGUUGUUGGGUACCUAUUGGAGAGGGGGUAAACAAAAGUCAUACUUUUGGAACUACUACGCGCGAAUGGAAGAGAACUUUGGUCAAUUAAAUUGAAUGAUUAAAGAGCGUAUGUUUAAUAAUAUCAACAACAAAUUAAACAGGGGCGUCACAUAGUGGCAGAGUAUAGCCUGCCGGCAGCGCUGUCAGGCGAAUAGCAGUUCCUCAUUGAAUGGGAAGCAAGCGAGCGACAAGCGAGAGCUGAGGCAGCGAUGCCAGUGACGGCUACGUUGCUGAUGUGAGUCUAUUGGCUAUACGACGGCAUUGAGUAUGCCAACAGAAGAGUUCGUUCCAACAAGACGGGAGCAAAGCAGCUGAAGAAUUUCAGUAAGAUUUGUGUAAAGACAAAAAACAUAAUGUUUGUAAUUUAAAAAUUGUACAAUUUAAAUAAAAUCAAGUGCUAAUAUUAUGAAAUUAAACGUAUGACGAUGAAGUGAAUUUUAGUGUAAAAGAAAAAAUAAAAUUUACAAUGAAAUUGAGACGUGCGAACGUGCUAUGGAUGAUGUAUGGUCUUGGGAAUGAGCGGGGCAGUGAGGUGAAAAUGAAGUAAGAAAGCAGCGUUGGCGCAAGUAAAUCGAACCAAACAUGUGAGCCAAUACAUAAGUAUUUAACUAAUAGCUGAAGAAGAAGCAGAAAAAGCAAAAGUGUAGAUAAAGUAAUGCAAGAAAAAACAGCAGUGCUAAGAAGCAAAGCAUUAUUACGUUCAAGAGCAGCUAUAAGUGUAUUACCGAUGUAUAGAGAUUUGUGGAGCUGUGAAUAUAUGUAAAUUGAUUGAGCGUAAAAAAUUGACAAUAUAUCUCACAUAAUAAAAUUGCAUAAAAAUAUUUUGAAAUAUUAAAUAUUUGGUGUAAAGUAUUUAAAAGUGUGUUAACACGAUGCUCGUUUUGCGAUGAAGUAAGACAACGCACUCUUCUCGGUAAGCAGAACUGGCGACGUGUACGAGGGGGCGUUGGGCGUAAACAGCUGUGAACACAAUUUUUAUGUUAAAAAAUCGGACAAUUUGUGCAGUUUGUCUAUAACAAAGGUGAUAAACGAAUAUCAAUUAUUGAAGUUGACUACUCAAUAUGUGUGUUUUGAACAAAUCCGUGGUGACUAAUUAAGAAAAAAAUAACAAGAAAUUACAAUACAUUGCUAACGUGCGAUUGCUAUAUAAACAUACAAAAUAUCACAAGCAUUUAUGUACAUAUGUAUGCACAUACGUCGAAUAGAAAAUAAAAUUAGCUAUAUGUACAUGUAAAUAUUUCGUACAUAAUAAAAAAAUAUAACUACAAUUUAAGAUUGUAGAGUGGCAUUGGUUUUCCGCACUAAUACCAAUUAAUAACAUGACUACCGCCGAUUGUAUGGAGUCACUGCUGAGCUCUAUGUCCAGUACUUUUGAUGCUGAAUGCGCUACGAGCACCGCUGAAGGUGGUUCGCUGCUCAAUCACGAUUUGGCCGAAGACAAAACGCUGAAAUGGCGCACUAUGGUGAAUAAUCGAUUCGCAUGCAAAGAUAAGGACAGAAAAGCACAAACACAUAAGCAGCAGCAGCAGCAGGCGUCAACGACGUCGGCCAACAGCACUCAACAGGAGUGCAAACAAAGCCAAAACGGCAGUACCAAUAGUAGCAACAACAAUAACAACACCAAGCAUAUAAAACUCGAGCAACUAGCCAAGGGCAGUGGUGACAACAAGUUGGAGAAGCUGGACAAAACAGAAAAUAAAGUAAAAUUGACGGCACAGGAUCAAGAAGAUCGUGCAUCUACAACCGAUUUUAUGGAAGAACAAAUGAAAGCUUUGUUGGCCGAUGAUGAGGAUGUGCCACAAGCAACUGAGAGCCAAACAAGUGGCGCUGCGCUAACAGAGCACAUACAAUGUGUAUCGGCUGUGAGUAAAGAGGAAGCAAUCGCUAUAGAAGAUAAAGUAUCUUUGCAUGAAAGUGAAACUUCAAUUGCUGCAGGCGCUGGCGUUGAUGGUGCGCACAGGAAAAGACGCAGCAACACCAGCACUAGCAAUAGCAACUGCAGUAACUACAAUAGCAGCAGUAAUGCCAGCAUUGGCACACUCGCACAAGGUCAAUCCGAUGACAGCUUUCAUGAUGGCGUUAUUGACACAAAACGUACAUGCCAACAAGUUGUGCCGUACACAACCGAUGUGCAGCUUGAUGGUGUUAUGACAGCACAGUCAGCAAAUGAUAAUUUGGAAGCAUCAUUAGUGGCAGCUACCAUUAGCGCGGAUGCUGCAGACUUAGUUAUGGUCGAAUUGGAUUUAAUAAAGCAAGAUAUCGACGAUAUAGAUGAGGAUUUGCUUAUAACGUCAUCUAGAGGUGACUCAUGCGAAAUGCCAAUUGUUGAUACUAUAACAACAACAGCAAUUACACCAACUUCAAAUAUGCUGCUAACGACUACAGUACAACUGCCGAAAGAGGAAGUCACCAGCACAACACCCAGCAACAUGAAUAGUGGCACACUACUCAGCUUAGAGCAGGCAGUAGCCGCGGAGCAUGAGAGUGCGAAAACAGCCGAUAGCGAUGUGGUCAACAGCGAUGCUACUGAUAAAAAUGCUACAAAUGCGCGUGCCGCCAGUGUUAGUCCACUACGUCGUUUACGCCGCACGCGUCGAUUGUCCGAGGUUACUAAUACGCCUGAUUCUCUACCUGCUGAGACGACAAAGGCGGUGACCAAAGUGGAAAAUCCGGAAAUUGCAGCAAACGUUGACGAAGCGCAGCCAACAACAAAGCUAGAGCCGGUUCAAAACUUUAAUCUUCCUACCACAACAACUGACGCUGCUGGUACGCCACCAGCUACAACUACUAUAGCAGCUGGCGCGCUUGAAACAGCGGCAGCUGCAGCACAAACCCAACAGCUGCAGCCGGUGAAGCGUGGUCGUGGACGUGGCAGAAAAAUUACUGUGACGAUGGAGGGUUUUGAGCAAAGUGUUGACUUGCCGGGUAGGGAGGAGGAUAAACAGCAAUUGGGUGCAUCGACGGACACUACUACAUUAGCAACGACAAGCGUCGCGCCGCAAGAACGCAAAACAGUUGGGCGCAAGCGCAAACAACCGGAUGACAUGGAAGGUACAACGCUAAUGACGUUGCCAGCCGUUAAAAUAGAGCAGGACGAUACUACUGUAAGUGCUAAGGACGUUUCAGUGAGUCCUGGCACCGGCGUCGCAGCAAAUAGCGGGGAUGGCGGUAAGCGCAUGCGCCGCAGCGUGCGGCUGGGUAAUCGCAACGAUAGCAGCGCGACGCCUAGCGGCAAUAGCAAACAGUUGGAUGGUCCACCGCUUGAAGAAAUCAAAAUCGAACCAACGACUUGUGUGGCAAAUCCACAACUGACACUAGUUGAUCCGCUAAGCUUGACGGAAGCACCAGGAAGUGUUGGAAAGUCGCCCAUACCUGCGGUGGAAGAGCGCACGCCACCAAAAAAACGCGGACGCAAGUCAAAACUACAUCACCUGCAGCAACAACAACUGCAGCAGCAACAACAGUUAGAAAAAUCACAAUCUGGCGCAAGUGGCGCGAAUAGCGAGUGUAGCGAUCACACGCCGCCCGGCUCAGCAACAAAACGCAGUAGUCACAACGCGGAUGUUGUCAUACCGAAGCGAUCACAGCGACGUAUUAAGCCCACGACAAAAAUACUUGAGAACAGCCAGCUGCGCUAUGAAUUCGAAACGAAUAAUAUAGUGCGUUUGACGCAAGCGCAGAACUGGGAGGACAGCGGUGGUAGUGGCGGUCAAAACGUCGAGUCAAACGCUGCGCUAGAAACGGACAAAGCGCAUACGGCUAACAAGCAAGUGAAGACGGAGAAGCCUGAACGCGCAGAUACCGUUGAAGAAAAGGCUACCACGCAUGGUUCCAACUCUGUCAAGAAAAAAAUGUGCGGUAAAUUAUUGCGCGACAUUGAAGCAUCGCGCGCCGCAUUGCUGGCCGAAGAGCAAGCGCAGCUCGCGCGUCCACGUGUAGACGUAGAUAAGUUCUUGUGCGAAAUCAAAGCGGCGAAAUGGCAUACAAAUCGCUUGUUAGAGGAGCGCAAACUCACCAAGAAGCAGCAGCGCAAGCUGGCAAAACAAAAGGAAAAUAAUUUGCGCAAGCUCGGACUGCGCCGUAAUACCAGCGAAGAGGCCAGCGAUAUAGAGAGCCUAAGCGACAAUGAGGAGUUCGUGCCGACUACGCGCGUACAGGUGGAGCGACGCAGCCAUACCCUGCGACAACGCUCCACCAUUAAGGAGAGCACACCAACACCAACACCCGCGCCUGUGCCGUCAAUACCAGUGCGCGCUGCCACCGCUUCGCCGACAAGCGCAAAAGCGGGUCGUAAGCCGCAAGCGCGCCAACGUAACGCCGUUGAGAAGCCAGCAACAGCAGCGACCACUAAGCAAACUGCAAACAUAAGCGUGUGCAAAAAGAAAUUACUGAAAGCGCCCUCACUUGAAGUCAUCGAAAUAAAUGAAUCAUCACAAGAGCUACAAUCGCCUAGCAGCCGCUCAGUGGGCUUGGCAGCUGCCACAGUCAGCGCGUUAAACGCAAUUGGCACUGUGGUAACCAUACCGUCACCAACGCCACCUGCUAGAACUGCGCAGCAACGCAAUUUAAUUUGCUACUGCGAGAAGAAAACACAAUUCUACACACGCAACACGCCCGAUACGGCCUACUGUUGGGCCAUUGACAAUAUCGAGGAACAGAAAGUGGGCUGCAGCAAUCAAUUGAGCGGUGAAGUGUUCAAUCUGCUGCGCCCCAGUCAGCGCGUUAGCUAUAUGGUGCUGUGCGAAGACCACAAGAAGCGGCUGCGUACGCACAAUUGCUGCGCCGGUUGUGGCAUAUUUUGUACGCAGGGUAAAUUUGUGCUUUGUAAGCGUCAACACUUUUUCCACGCCGAUUGUGCCGAGAAAUUCAUACUGAGCAGCCCUAUAGAUGCGCAACAAACGGCCAGUAACUACACUAGUCCCACAUUAGUGCUGAAGUGUCCGCACUGCGGCAUCGACACACCAGAACGUACCUCCAUCGUCACGAUGAAAUGCCAAACAUUGCCUGUAUUCUUGCCUAGUCAAAGAGCGCCAAAGAUCAAAGCUGCGAAAUUACCGUUGCCUAUUUUGAGCGGCACACCGCAACCAAAUGGCCAUUCCAAUGCUGUGACAGUAAACAGCACUGCAUGCGUAAACGCUGGCGUCGGCGCGUCACCGUCUCUUGCUGCUGUUGGCAGUGCCGCCAGCAACACUGUGCCGCUACGUACGUUGCGUACACAUCAAAUCAAUUUCGAGCAACUGAUACCCGAAUCCGUUAUGAAUGUGGUGCUGCGCGGUCGUGCGCCAAGCAACCGCGAUGCGCGUCGUGGCGCCAGCAGCACACGCAGCUCUAUGUCGGAAUUCUCCACGCGCGACAUGUACUAUGCGGUGAAGAAUGAUGAUCUCGAGCGCGUCGCUGAAAUACUCGCCUCUGAUUUUGAUGUGAAAACGCGCAUGCGCGAAUUUCUCAAUGGCACCUGCUUGCAUUUGGUGGCGCUUUCCGGCACAUUGCCGAUGGCUUUUCUGUUACUUUGCAAGGGUUAUGCCAAGGAGUUUAUAAAUAUGUUGGACCGUGAGCUGCGCACCGCGUCGAUGUGUGCGGUAUUGGGUGACAAGUGUGAUAUACUGAAUUUGUUCAUACAAUGCGGCGCCGAUUUGGCAAUAAAGGGUCUUGAUGGCAAAACCUGUUUGCACAUUGCCGCCAAACUGGGUAAUCUGGAAGCGGCGCAAUUAAUAAUCGAUAGUUAUCGUUCAUGUCGCAGCAUAUUGAACUUUAUGGACUUCAUAAAUACACAAGAUGAUGGUGGCUGGACCGCUAUGGUGUGGGCAGCUGAGUUGGGACAUACGGAAAUUGUGAGUUUGCUACUCAAUCACGGUGCCGAUCCGAAUAUUUGCGACAAUGACAAUAAUACUGUGCUACAUUGGGCCACACUACAUAGUAAUGGCUUGGAGACGAUCACAAUGCUGCUACAAGCCGGCACCGAUUGCAAUGUACAAAAUGUGGAGGGCGAUACGCCGCUUCACAUCGCCUGCCGUCACUCCAUCACCCGCCUUUGCAUUGCGCUCAUCGCUAACGGCGCCGAUUUGAUGGUCAAGAAUAAAGCCGACGAAUUACCCUAUGAUUGUAUACCACACGAAGACUCGGAAUGUGCACGUACUGUUGGUUUCAACAUGCAAAUGCGUUCAUUCCGUCCCUUGGGUCUGCGCAGUCGCAUUAUCUGCGAUGAUAUAUCGAAUGGGCGAGAGGCGCGUCCGAUACAAGUGGUGCGUAAUGAGCAGAAAUUGUGCUGCAGUGCGAAUGCCGCUGAGCAGAAUGGCGGCAGUGAGCUACUGUUGUCGGCGGGCGCUUCAACGACCGCUAUAGCGCAUGACGAGUCCGAUGAGAUUAUGUUGCCCGAUCUGAAGUAUAUCAAAAAGUCGAUAAUUUUGCAAAAUUGUACGCCAAUCGAUUAUCGGGUGGCGCAAAUGCGCAUCUGCUCGUGUAUGGAUGGCUGCAUUUCCUCACAGUGCCAAUGCGGCGAGGCAUCUGGUCAAAAUUGGUAUACUGCUGAGGGCCGUUUGAGUGGCGAUUUCAAUUUCGAAGAUCCAGUGCCCAUAUUCGAAUGCAAUGAUGUGUGCGGUUGUAAUAAGCUCUCUUGUCGAAAUCGUGUUGUUCAAAAUGGCAUACGCAUACCACUACAAGUGUUCGAAUGCAAUGAUACCACCAAAGGUUGGGGUGUACGCACCCUCGUGCAAGUGGCGAAAGGCUCCUUUGUGUCCGAGUAUAUCGGCGAAAUACUCAGCAAUACGGAAGCCGAUCGUCGCACAGACGACAGUUAUUGUUUCGACUUGGAAAAUGGUCAUUGCAUCGAUGCAAAUUACUUUGGCAAUGUCAGUCGUUUCUAUAAUCACUCGUGUGAACCGAAUAUUGUGUCGGUACGCGUGUUUUUCGAACAUCAGGACUACCGUUUUCCGAAAAUUGCAUUUUUCGCUUGUCGCGACAUACAAGCGGGUGAAGAGUUGUGUUUCGAUUAUGGUGACACAUUUUGGCUUUUCAAAAAUCGCCAUCUGUCGUGCAAGUGUCUAACGGCGGCUUGUCGUUAUGCGUCGGCAAAACCCGAUGGCGCUGAUGCUGCGCCGACAACGAAUACUACUUCGGUUUCACUCGGCGCUCUACAGCAGGCGUCUGAGGUAGCAAGCAAUAGUAGUUUAAGAAAUGGUCAUGCUGCCUAAACCUUAGUUUUAAGUUGUAAUUUUAGUUUAAACCUAAGUUAUUGUAUUAAUGAAAGAAAAUAUAAGCACUAUAUAUUAUUCAUAUAAACUAAUUUUUUAAAUAUAAUUGUUAAUUAAUUUUUUUUUAAUUUUAAUUUUUUGUUUAAAUAUUUUAUAAAAUAUAUUUUUAUAAUUAAAUUUUUUUUUUUGAAAAAAUAAAUAUCAAUCAUUUAUUUAACUAAUUUUUUCAUAUUAAUUUUCUUUUUUAAUUAUAUUUUUUAUUUUUUAUUUAUUUUUAAUGUUUAAUUUUUUUUUAUUUAUUAUAAAUUUUAAAUUUUUUUUCUUGAAUUAUAUUUCAACUUUAUUUUUUAAUUAAAACAAAAUUUUUUUAAACAGUUUUUUCAAACAUAUUUUAACUGAAAAUUUUUUAAAUUUUUACUUUUUUUUGGUUUUAUUCUUUUUAUAUUUUUCUAUUUGUUUUUUGAAUUAUUUUCUUAAAUUAUUUUUGAAUUAAAAAUUAUUAUUUAUUAUGUUUUUGAUUUAAUUUUUUUUGUUUUAAUUUCUUUUUAUAAAUUUCUUAUAAAUGAAUAGAGCAUAUAUUUUAAAAAAAAUUUUUUUAAUAUUAAAAUUUUUUUUUUAAAUAAGUUUAUAAAAUUUUUUUUAUAAUUUAAAAAAUUUUUUGUUUUAAUUUAAUAAAUUUUUUUUAUAAUUUUAAAUUUUUUUUUUUUAAUUUAAUAAAUUUUUUUUAUAAUUUUUAAAAUUUUUUUUAUAAUUUUUAAAUUUUUUUUUUUAAAUUUAAUAAACUUUUUUUAUAAUUUUUAAAAUUUUUUUUUUUUAAAUUUAACCUUUUUUUAAAUUUAACUUUUUUUAUAGUUAACCUUUUUUUAAAUUUAAGUGUUUUAAUUGUUUUUCAUAUUUACUAUUACUUGAGGUGUGAGUUUAAAGCUAGUAUUUUGUUUUUGCUUGUAAAUUAAUUUAAAAUGUAUAGGUUCUAGUAUAAGAAAUAAAUUACAUUGAGUCAGUAAAUUUUUUUGUUAUUGAAACAUUUUUUUGUUAUACAAUCACUGUAGACAAUUUUUUUCCUAAUUAUAUUUUAUAUAGUACAGUACUGCCACUAUGUAUAUUUUUUUAUUUCCAUGCUAUACUAUUUAUUAUUUUCUACCAAAUAAUUAUAGUUAUUAAUGAAGAAUAUUAAAAAAAAUUUGUUUCGAAAAUGUAUGUAGUAAAUAUUUCAAAUACCAAUACAUACAUACAUAUAUAAACAUAAUCAUUAGCAAGUAAUUAAAGAUAAAAGCACUCAAAUUUUAUCACUUUCGAACACGAUUUCCUAAUUCACAACACUUUUCGGAUUUAAAGUUAUGCAAAUGUUUGCCAAAAGUGCCUUGAUAAACUUGAAAAUGCGUAGCCGUAAAUAAACUUACUUUGGACUGAAAGUGCGGCGAGAGUGAAGCGAAAUAUUGAAGAAAUUGCAAAAGAUAUGUGGCAAGCGGGUUUCUAUAAAAAAAA